GGUGAAGAGAGAUGUUCUCGUCAUCUCUCAACUACUGGAUGCUUGGCAAAAAAGACUACCGGAUAUGGGUACCCAUCUCACCACUGCCGGGGUCCAGUGCCGGGAAUUUGUGACGCAGUGGACGACGACACAGCGUUUUGUCAGCUCUUACGGUAUUGACAAUGGGUCCUGGCUAGGAUCUGGCGACAUCUGGCAUUUGUGCAGAGACCAAGGCAAGAUCCUCGGACAUUUUCCCCGCUCCCGUAGGCGGUAGUCAACAAGUGUCAAAGGGGGAUGGAUGGUAGCAUCGAAGGAGUUGGGUCGCACAUCUUUGUCGUUUGAUGGUCCUGCGGCCUGCCUGAUGGGCGUAAGGCUGCGGCGGGCGCUACGGGGCCCACUUACACGGCAGUCAGGGGUUGAGAUCCUGACUGUGGAAUGAGGGCAGGCGUCGGUGGUCGUGGUGCGUACCUCUGGUGGUUAUUUGGGGUACACACACGGUGUGUGUGGUUGAUACACGUGGUGACAGCCGGGAUCUCGAUUUCUGGCAGCCAUCACCCGUCGGGACUCAGGGGAGGCGGCUCUCGCUCUCAACCUUGUACAGUCGAAGGAUUGCGACAGCACGCAGCUCGAGAGGGGGAUGGAGGAAGAAUUGUGGCCGGCGCGCAUGACAGGGGCGCCUCGUAGAAGACAGAAAGUCUGUGCGCCGUAUCCCAACACGAUGACAGGUCUUGGGCCCGAGCAGAGGUGGCAGAGCAGGGCAGCAACAGCACGGCACGGCCGGUCGUUGUGGGUUUCCCGUGACGGAAAGCGGAAGCAGUUGCUGUGGGGUUGGCAAUCCGGCCGGAGAGUUCCUUGGAGUGCAUCGGUUGCUUUCCGAAGGGCUGCUCGAGUCAGUUGGCAUGCGACACCGACAAGCAUGCUUGGCCAUCAGAUCUGCUCGAGUGUUUGGAGGCCGGCCGCCUACCACGCAGCCCACACCAGGUCGGGGCUCUGCUGCGGUGAGGAGCUCAGACCCAGCGUUCGAGGAGCUCCUCCUAGCUCGGGCUGGGGGAGGGCGUGACCACUGGUGAACACGGUGGCAUCGGCAAUUGGCAUCAUCUGACUUGUGGUGCCGGGCUCUCGGCUGCAACGCUGGCAGGCUGGCAGGCUCAGGAGGGAAGGAAAGCACUCGGAGGCUGCAAGGCGUCGGAGGGCCACCUGAGGCCACCUGAGGCCACCUGAGGGAUCUGGGGGAGGGCCAGGAAUGCUUGUCCAGAGGGCGGCACUGUAACCGGUAGGGCUUCAUUUGCAUGAGAGAAUGCUGCCGCAUGGUGGUGUGCAGGGUUGCAG
Diaporthe batatas is the source of this 1308-nucleotide messenger RNA. RefSeq lists its product as uncharacterized. The transcript has a single exon. The record is from RefSeq and is a predicted model, not a curated record. Bases 617 to 1039 code for a protein of 140 amino acids. Lineage: Eukaryota; Fungi; Ascomycota; Sordariomycetes; Diaporthales; Diaporthaceae.